CUUCUUGAAUACAACGAAAGAUUAAUGUAUUUUUUUCCUAUAAAAUCUGUUAUUAUUGUGAAUUUGAAUGUGUUAACAUCUAUAAACUAUUUCUUUGUACCAUGCAGUCCUUAUUCAAGUUUGGCUUAAAAUACUGUUAAAUAUUCCAAAUAACUGCAGUUAUGUAGUGCUAAAGGGUGGAUUGUUGUGAGAAAAUUUCCGCCCGUGUUUGGAUUAACCAAACAUGGCUGACACAUUAAUGUCGGGGCGAUGGUAGAAAUAUCUAGCCAGUGACUUUUACCCACUUUGGUGCAAAAUGCCUCAUCUUCCCAGGCCUAGGCUUAUUUGAAACCUGUAGGCUACCAUCAAGGAGAGUGUAAGAUAAGCUUUCAACAAGAGAUUGGUGAACUUAAUAUCUAAACAUGUCUGGAUUAAAUCGGAAGAGGGACGCACGGGACUCUGAGAGUCCGACGGCCCCAGACUCCACCACCAAGGAUCGAGUGUUUUGUAUUGGAGAUGAAGUGCUCGUCCAACGUAAGGACGGCAACUUCUAUCUUGGAACUGUUGUUGAGGUGAACGUAGCUCAGGAGAAGUGUUUGGUCAAGUUUGAUGACAACACGGACCACUGGUCUGCCUUCAAACACCUGGCCAAGCUCAACAAGGUGGAAAACGUCAUGUGUGUUAUCUGCAAGAAGUCACAGACUAAAAAGGACAAUGAGGUCGUGGUGUGUGAUCGCUGCUCACGUGGCUACCAUCAGCUUUGUCAUCAGCCAACAGUCGAGCUGGGUUUGGAUUGCUGGGAGUGCCAUCGCUGUCAGGCUGUGCCGCUGAAGCAGCUGAGAGCGAUGCGGAAGCAAGCACCAGCCCCUCCCCCCGCCCCUCCGCCACCUCUCUCCGUCCUGCCCACACAGUCCAACAACAAGCUGCCUUACGACAUGGAAGAGUUGACGUGGGACAUGCACCAUAGAGUCAACACGGAGGCCAAGUACUGCUACUGUGGAACACCUGGAGACUGGUAUAUGAAGAUGCUGCAGUGUGGCCGAUGUAGACAGUGGUUCCACGAACAUUGUCUGCGGUGCUUGCACCAGCCGCUUUACCUCGGCGAUCCGUUUUACGUGUUUGUUUGUUCCUUGUGCAAUAAUGGUAAAGAGUUUUUACGUCGCUUAGAAAUGAAGUGGGUCGACCUAGUACAUUUAGUAUUAUUUAAUCUGACUGUUUAUAAAGCUAAGAAGUUCCAUGAUAUAGAAACAGAUAUCUUACAAUAUCUGAAUCACAACUGGAAUACACUACAGCUGCCACCAAAGAUUCUGAAUGUUAGUACUGAAGAACGCAAAAGUAUAAUAUUGAGUGUAUUGGCCAGCAAUCUUAGUAGGUUCAAGUGUGGGGAGGAAGUGAAGCAGAAGCGCAGUAGUUGGGGACUGAGACUGAGGAUCCCUCCACUUGCCCCUGUGUAUAGUCUGCCAAAGACACGACCCGUGACUGAGGCUCUACUGCACCACCUCAAACUGCUGCCCAGUUGUGGCAAGUCUGAGAUAAAUGGAGUGAGAGAGUCUCACACCCACCUACUGUCUCCGUCCACCACACUACCCUGCGACCCUCCCCCGGGUGUGCGGUUGUUACAAAUACAAGACGAUCCACCUGUCUUCCUGCCUAAAGGGAUGCCUGCUACCGGCCACAAGGUCUGCAUAAAAAGCUCCUUCCCUUGUUACCCUGAGUCUAGAGCUCAAAUACAACGAAGAAUUCGAGCCCAAGGACUAAAAAUCCAAAGGAUACGAAAUUUUCGUGCCCGGAAAGCAAGGAAACUGUUAAAAAAUGCAAUAGCUACUACGACGAAUCGACAGAUCUGCCAGGAGCUGCCUCUGACCCCUCCGUCGUCUGUAGCAGCGUCAGACACAGCCCCUGCCCCGCCUACUCCCACCCCCGCCACCCCGGGGGACACUAGCAGUGAGGACACCUCGUCCAGCCGCACCCUCGAUACCAUCAUCCCUCCACUAAAGGACUUUGAAGGUAAGAACAAUCCGUUCCGCAGUGUGGCUGAGCUGCUGGGUAACACAGCUACACCCGAAGCUACUCAACCCAUAUCUCUCAAUCUGCCUCUCAAACCCUCCGUCACACAACCCAUGCUGCGGCCCACCAAGCGAAGACUGAGCGAGAAAGACAUUCGAAUCAACAGAAACGGUGAGGUCAAGAGACGGCGGCUACGGCGCCAGUGUACAGUCAUGAAGAACACGGAACAAGUUCCUAGUGCCAGUUGGAACAGUGCCAAAUCCCUACGGAGCAUGUACAACCCCACCCCCGGCUCAGGUCCAGAGUAUCUCAACGGUAAAAAGCUCAAAAAACCUAAACACAAAAGCCUCACUCCGACCGCCUCCCCCAUGAAGCAGAACCCCACCAUAUCUUUGGACGAUUUGAAAUCGUCCGUUAACAUUUAUUUUGGUGCUGCGAACCGAAUCGCCUCGGGAGAGAAGUUCAGAGUAAAAGCCAAACGACUGACUGCCAUUGGUAGGACUGAAUACCUAAUAGAAUGGGGUGGCACGGUUACAUAAUAUUGUAUAGUCCUUAGGUUUUAUUCUUUGUUGUUAAUUUUCUAACAGCAAGUAAAAUCUUGCUGAAACUCACUGCCUCACAGAAGCCUGCUGCUAAGGAAUUGAGUCAUUUAAAUGUAAUAUUUUUGUCAUAUCCCUUGUUUGAUAUUUGUUUUAUCAAGAAUAUCUCCUGUUGUUCUUAAAUUGUUGCAGACUAAGUCUACAUACCUCAUGUACUGCCACUCAUAUAAGGUCUGUAUAAAGAAAUUGGCGUCCAACUAAAUAUUUUUUUAAAUUUUUAUUUUAUUAAUUUUGUUAAGAUUUUGUAAUAGAUUGGAUCUUUACUUACAAAUAAUUAUGGUUUUAGCGAGUAAUUUUAUUCUGAAGUUGCAUCCAAUGCAUUGCAAGUCAUUUCCCUUUUUUGACAUUUUAUUUAUGUACAAAUGUAUCCAUUUAUAUUGUUAAGGACUGUACAUACCUAGAAAUGUGCUGUUGUUUAUAAUUUGUAGGGUCCAAGUAACCAAGUUGCAGUCCUACUAAAAAUAUUUAUCAGUUUGAAUUCUAGAGAGAAUUGUAAUAGGCUGGAUCCUCCCUUACAAAUAAUUAUUAUUUGUGAUAGUUUUUGUGAGUUUUUUAAUUUUUGUUCAGCUUUCUAUGAUUGUCUUUGCUGUGGUUUUUGUAAUAUAUUUUUACUGAAUGUUUUAAAAAUUAUCUCCAAAUUUCUAGUAUAUCUACAAACUAAAACGCAAAGUAUAAUUUUUGUCACAUUGAUUUUAUUGGAAUAAAUGCAAUUGACACUCAUUCUUGAUUUAUAUUUUGAAAAAGUCAACUGUUGGCAAUUAAUUCUGAAGUCAAGAUUAUUACUUGUGGACGGGAGAAUUUGUAGGCUGAACUCACUGCCAUUGUAAAGUAGGGAAUGGAAUGGCUUAGCUUGUUAGACUUAUAUUUUUUUGUAUGAUUUUUAACGUAAACAACUCAAAACUAUUUUGUUAAUAAUUAUUAAUUGUUUUUCCUGAUCUCCAAGAUCAUUGAAGUUUGGAAUUAUUGUUAAGUGUGAAUAUUCCCCUGUACAUAUUUCAUUUCAUAGCUGAUUCCACUUACAAAGUGAUAGUUAAAAUUGUAUUUGCAACAUUGCCAGUUUUAAACUUAUAUACAUUUUUAUGUUUGUUCAAAACAAUAUGAAUAUAUUUUCUGUAGACCACAGAUGUCCUUCUUUAUAUACCAAAUUCUUUUGUCAGAGUUACAGUAUUUGAUUUGUUAUUAUGAAAGAAGACAAUGUUGAAAUUAAAGUAAUGGUCGAAAUCUAAAAACUUACUCCAUGUUUACAAGAGGGUGUUAGCCAAGUACAUAGAAACAAGGGAUCGUUCACAUGCAAACGGAUGCUUUGAACCAAUGUCGCCAAACAGCGACGCUUGUAGUUUUCACUUCAAACGCUACGUUUCUAGGGCGCUUCUAGCUCCAUAGUCACACUGGAGUAGUGACUGGUUCAACUAACGCUGCAUCUACCGCUGUCAUGUGUUACGGUUCCACAUUUUGUUAGCGUGCGCUAAACGAACACGGUGUCUAACAUCUUCAUAUGAACCAGUUGUAGAUCCUUGAAAUCAAAGCCAAGUGCUAAACAACUGAUCUUGAAUCCAAGUACAGUUUUCAUACAUAUUCCCAUUGCUAUUUACUAUAUUUGGAUUAAAUCAUGAAACUCGGGAUUAAUUUGUCAGGACUGUUCACAUCAGAAUCAUUUUGAUGAUUAUUUUUCAAAUGAUUGACAAAAUUGUUCACGGCUGAGAUGUGGUAAGUGGUAAGUCGGUAAUCUAAAAGCUUGUGUGGUUUACUACACUCCUCACUGUGAUAUGAGUAUAAUCUGUGAUCACGACGUAACUAACUCCAACAAUUAAAAUAAUAUCAUUAGAUUCCUACAGUAAAAAAAUCCUGGCAUAGUUUUAACUCUGCACAAAAAAAAAAUACUUUCAAUCAAAUUAGAUUUAAGAAUCAUUUUUUGAGUAUUUUAGUGGAUUCAAGAUUCACAACAUUACUAGUUCCAACAUUACUUUCAUCGCAGAUUUUUGAACGCAGACUGAUUUGAUGAAAAAGGCUAAAACUAAAUCAAUUAGACCAUAUAAAACUUCUAAAACUUGUGUUUUCAAACUGAAUUUCAAAUCUUUAUGUGUAUUCCAUUAAUUUUGAGUGUAAAUUAAAAGAACUUGUAACUAGAUUAGCCCCACUAGUUGGGAGUGGAACCACUGGAAUAUAAAAUUUUUAACUUUGCUAUUAUUUUUAUUGACUUUAUGAAGGUUUUUUAAAAAACAAUUACAAUAAAUUAGAGCAAAUUAUAGGCUUCAUGACUACAAAAGCAAACUAGAAAGAAAAAUAAUGUUUUAGCUGAUAUUUUGGUCUUAUAAAGAUUUUAUGUUUAACAAUUUUUUAAUGAUAUUCGCAUGCAGUUACACCAUUAAAUAAAUUUCUUUGAAAUUUAUUUUUUACAAACAAUCUUUGGGGUUUUCUUUGUCUUCAGAUCUGUGAAUUUUAUUAGAUAAAUUGAAACUUGUUCUCAGGUUGGGUUGGAAUGGUAGGGUAGUUGUCUGUAAGCUUGUGGAAUAUGUUUAUGUAUACGGUGUUUUUGGAUUAGAUGUGUUAAAAGUAUUUGUGAAUAUAUAUAGAAUUACUGACUAGCACCACUAUGUUUUAAUAUUACUUAUAUUGGAAUUUAAAUAUUAUUUUUGUAAUAUUGUUUUUUAUAUUGUGUUUAAAAAAAAAUUUAUAAUCAGGAAACUUUGACAACAGUACAUUCAUGUUCAAUUAAACAUAUUGUUUUUUUGUAAAAUAAUUAAUCAGUAAAUUUGAUUAACAAAAUAUUAAAAAUAAAAAUUUUGAUAAAGAUUCAAAGUUGUAUUGUUUCAUUCGUAAUGCAGGUUAAAUAUUAUUAAAACAAGAAAAUAUUGCCAUGCAAAUUAUAGUAGCAAGGUGUGAAGCUAGUGUAUAUAAAUGAUGAUUGUAGCUUUAAAAUAUAUCAGUGAUUAUAUGUAUCUAAAUAAAUAAUAUUUAUCUUAUGUAUUUAUUUAAAAUAAGUAUAUUAUUAGGUAACUAAAGAGGUAUGUUUUCUAUGAUUAAUCCAUUCAUAUACCGUACAUUUUUUAAAAUUGUAAUGAGAAAAUCAAAUGGUAAAAAAUAUUUAAAACAACCCAGUGAAAUCGUUAUUAUUUAUUUUCGUACAAGAUUGGAAAAAGUUGCUCAAUAAAAGUACAACAUUAUAACUAUACAUUUUUCCUUAAUACUGAACUGUUGAGAAAUUAAUCCAGGGAAGUUCAUCUUUACAAAAGUAAUCAACCAAAAAAUAUACACUAUUAGUUAGUUUAUUUAAAAAUGUUCAUUUUAUAAUGAGAGUUGAAUGUAACUAUUAUCAUUCGUUAGAUGUGGUUAAUAUUACUUAUGGUAUUGUAUUUAAGUCAGUAAGUAGUGAAAAUGAUCAAGUCACCAGUAUUAAAUUGCAAAGUAACAUGAAAUUAUAAUUUAUAUUUGCCCGGUAUUUUAGUCAAAUAGAAAAAGCAAUUGCUUUUACUCAGAAAUGUUUUGAUGUUACAUAUCAUGUAUGAAUUUGAUAGUGUAUUCCAUUACAGUUUGCUUAAUCUGAGUUUUUUUUUUGUAAUUCAUAGUUUAAAUGUUUUAUGUAUAUUGGGACGUGUGUUAAUGUUAGUUUGUGAAUGCACUCAUUUUUUUAUCAGGAUUCAUGACGUUAUUUGGAAAUAGUUGAAGGAACUAUAACAUUUUUAAUAUCAGAUUCAAAUCCUAGAAUUAGAAGAGGCUCCAGUUUUUUCUUUCCUAUAAGCGGCCUAUGAAUUAUCUGAAUUAAUUAAAGGAAAAAUGAAUGAUUUACAGUAAUAUACUUAAAUGCACUGUUUACAAGCCAAUUGCCUAGGUACUUUAAUGCAUGGGGAAAACAUAUAUAUAUUUUUUUUGUUACUGAAACAAAGCAGCUUACUAAAUGUUAAACCCACGUUAAUUUAAUCUUUUUUGAUCUUUUAAUGUGCUUCUCCACAAAAUCUUUAUAAAAAUUUUAAUAUAUUACAGCCUACCCUUUUUUGGGAAAUGAUAAAUACAAGUUUAAAAUUUAAUAAUUGAAUCAGAAGUGGGAAAGUCAGAUAUAUAAGACUGAAUAAGUUAGUAUUUUCACAUUUUAGUCUCUUUGGUGUUUACAUGCAAAGUUACAAACAAAUAUGACUGAAACUUUAGUCAAUAGGGUUUAAAAUGGUAAGAAAAACCUGGUUUGUGUUCAAUACUACAAUUUAGAUGAUUAUUGUGUGGAAUAUGUUGAAAUAAAGUUUUAAACCUUCAUUUUAAUGGGCCUCAAUUCAUUUGGUAUAAUAUAUAAAAUUUAAUUAUCACAAUACAGUCUGCUCCUGAAAUAAAUAUUUUACUUGAUAAGUUUGAUAUUUUUGUUUAUUUUUAAGGUAUUACUUUAUUGUAUUUUCAUAAAAUGAGACUAAAUGAUUAAGACUGGUAUUUUCAUUAUGUUACUAUGUUAACUUAUCUCCAGCAAUACUUUAAGUCAUUUUUGUUAUAGCACUACUUCAUUUGUGAGUGUAAUUUAUUUUAACUUUUUGUACAGUAUGUUUCCCUGGUGGAAACUGAAAAUAUUCCAAGAGUUUCCUCAAUCAUUUCUAUAAAUAUCAAGAAGUUUAUUUUUGUUUUACUAAGUUGUGGACAACUUUCAUAUCAACGUACCAGAAUGGGCAUUUCUUAUGGCAAAAAUGUCAAAAUUAUAUUUAUUGUAAAUACCCGUAAUUAUUUUUAUUUAAUGUUAAGUUUCUUUUUAAAUGUUUAAUUUUUGUUUUAAAUAUGUCUGUACAUAUUGAAAGCAGCUAUUUAGAAAGGGUUGAAUCGUUUUUCAGCCCUGGAUGACAAACGAAAAUUAUAUUUGAAUGGUUGAAAUUUUAUAGUGAAUAUUUUUAAUUUGUUUCACCAGGUAUCACUGCCAUCGGUUGUAAGUUGUAGAUACGAGAGACGAGAGGGUGCCAGAUUGCGAUUUGUGAUUCUCAGUGUUUGAAAGUUCUGCUUGUUCGCUGUUUAUACCGUGUCGAGAGUAAUAAAUGUCAAGUUCCAUCA
This is a messenger RNA of Macrosteles quadrilineatus (aster leafhopper), 7601 nucleotides long. RefSeq names its product metal-response element-binding transcription factor 2 (gene Pcl). NCBI's taxonomy places the organism in Eukaryota, Metazoa, Arthropoda, Insecta, Hemiptera, Cicadellidae. The transcript has 14 exons. Gene Ontology annotation, biological process: regulation of DNA-templated transcription; chromatin organization. Gene Ontology annotation, cellular component: nucleus. The record is from RefSeq and is a predicted model, not a curated record. Bases 402 to 2525 code for a protein of 707 amino acids. Gene Ontology annotation, molecular function: DNA binding; chromatin binding.